AUGCCUAAGAUAAGAACUCUUAGAACCAAAAAGCCUCCAGAAGGCUGGGAUCUAAUAGAACCCAUGAUGAGCGAAUUUACAAGACAGAUGAGAGAAGUUGAAGUCGCACCUACCGAAUCCCGCAGAAAAGUAGAAAUGUUAUGGCCAAUCCACCAAAUAAACCAUCAGAGAUCAAGGUAUAUUUAUGAUUUGUACUAUAAAAAAGGCGAAAUUUCAAAGGAAUUGUAUGAAUUUUGUAUAAGAGAAAAAUUCGUAGAUCCUGUAUUGAUAGCUAACUCCCCCCCUCCGUGAGUGAACAAAAAAAUUUUGUUCACUCACGGAGGGGGGUUAAUUUUUUUUUUUUAAAAAAUUUAUAUAUAAAUUUUAUAAAAAAUAUUUUUUUUCGAAAUUUAAAAAAAUCCUAAUUCGCAAAAAUUGGAAAGCAAAAAUUAAUUUAAUUUAUAAAAUUUAUGUUUUAAAAAGCAAUUCGUUUAAGAUUAAACAGAAUUAGCUCUAGAUUUCAUUAUAAUAAUUAUCAUUUAUAUAUAAUAAAAUUUUUUUCCAUAAAAAAUUUUUCUAUUAAAACAAUUUUUGUUCACUCACGGAGGGGGGGGAGUAAGUGAAAGAAGCCGGGAUAUGAAAAAUUGUGCUGCUUGAUGUGUAUACAGAAAUCAAAUCAAUUAAUGGGAAGCACUUGUGUUUGCAGAGUUCCGAAGGAUAGAAUGGAUGAAGAAAGAAAAUUUGAGUGUAGACAUUGUGGAUGCAGAGGAUGCGCAUCUGGAGAUUAA
This is a messenger RNA of Blepharisma stoltei, 767 nucleotides long. The record is from the annotation of a GenBank genome assembly. Lineage: Eukaryota; Ciliophora; Heterotrichea; Heterotrichida; Blepharismidae.